UACAGAUACAGUCCAAUAAUCCAGUAAUAAACACCGACGCGUCUGACAGCAGUCUCCAAAACAUCACAGCAGCUUCAAUCUGUUUGACAAAGUCACCUGAAAAUAUUGCUUUUGCUCCACUUGCAAUGGUUCGUUUCGGCCGCUUUCACUGACAGAGUUCCCAGCCUCUGUGGUCCCCACCUGCCUGUCAGCUGCCUCCCUAAAAGGCUUCAACAUGCUGCGAGAGAGCUCCAAGGCGUGGAGCAACGGCUCAGAGGCCUACAGCAGCGAUCCUGAGGAGGACGAGGAGGAAGAAGAGGACAUGGUAUUUGGGGAGACUGAUCAGGACGGCAUGGCGGAGGAGAUGAUGGACCUGAGCGACCUCCCCACGGCGCUCUUUGCAUGCAGUGUCCACGAUGCCGUGUUCGAAGAGGACGUACACAGGGAGAGGUUUGAGGCGUUGUUUAGGAUCUACGAUGAACAGACAACUUUCCAGAUGUUUAAAAGCUUCCGGAGAGUCCGGAUCAACUUCAGCACCCCAGAGGCCGCUGCCCGCGCUCGCAUCGAGUUGCACGAGUCCGAGUUCAACGGCAAGAAGCUCAAACUCUACUUUGCCCAAGUCCAGAGUGGGGAUGUGGACAUCGACAAGUCGUACCUGGCCCCUCCCCAGCCCACCAAACAGUUUCUGAUCUCGCCGCCUGCCUCACCACCUGUGGGCUGGAGCCAGAGCGAAGACGCUACGCCCGUCAUCAACUACGACCUGCUGUGUGCAGUAGCCAAGCUAGGACCCGGUGAGAAGUACGAGCUCCACGCCGGGACAGAGUCCACCCCCAGCGUGGUCGUCCACGUGUGCGAGAGCGAGACGGAGGAGGACGAGGGGGCGCGGCCAAAGCAGCAGAUCGUCCAGACCAGACGUCCCGAGGAACCCCCCAAAGUCUUCAACUAGAGAGGCCUCCCCCCCGACACCGGGCGUGGCCCCCGACCGCCCCUUAAACCCGCAACACACCUGCCCUCUCUCUCUCGUCUCUGCACUCACAGAGAGCGUCGAUGCCCCUCAUUUCAGUUCAACUACAAGUAAAAACAAACCAACAAACAUUGCUCGAAGACGGUGUUUGUGGGGAGCGUGGCGAUGGAAUGAGGCGGCUUGAAAGGGAUGGAUGAGAAUCACACACACACUCAUCACAUUCUGCGGACAGCGUGGGGAGCGGCGGGCACUUGUGCCUCCACCUCACAAACCCUCCUCGUUUUCAGCCAGAGGGGGGGGAAAUACCUGUCCCAACGCAGGCACCUGUCACUUAUCACACACACUCAGCUCUCAUUGCUAGUCCUGCUCAGUAGCUUUGCUAGUUAGUUAGCUUGUUAGCUUGUACCUCUCCCUUCGUGUGUACAACAAUCUUUGGUUAAACAAAGACAUUUCUUCUAUUUUUUUUUCUUCUUCUUUUUUACAAUAAAUAGUGUUUUCAGAUUAUUAUAUAUAUUGCUAUUUCUUUUUUCUUCUUUUUUCAUCCAUUUUCAUAUCUGCUGGUUUGUCGCUUCAGCUUGCAUUAAGAUUGAGUGUGUGAUGUUCCCGCUCUUGUCUGCAUGUAUAUACUGUAUUACAAAAAAUACGUACAGAAACACAAAUACUAACGAGAUAUAUCAAGAAAAAGGAACCUAUUUAACAUCACACACAGCACGAAGCGUCAUAUGUGACUAACAAAGUUGUGGUGGCUGUUUGACUUUCUUUAUUUGUUCUCGCUCGUUUUUCGCUUUUUGUCUUUUUUAUUUGGAGAGGUGUUGUUUUUUGCUAAACUACUAGAUGUGUAUUCUUACUAUGUAUUUGAUACCCCAACACUUUUUGCAUGCUUAGUUACUUCUGUAGAUGAGGAGCUGAGGUGUUUUUUUAAUUGUUGUUUGUGAUGACAGGGAAACAGUGUGACGCUUUUGACGCAAGUGCAUAUCCCCGCUCAGAGUUUAAAGUGACGUUUUAGGGGGAAAAAGCCGAAUGGUGAUUGACACUUUUGUCAAAUUUGCAUUCGUCGCUUUUGUUGGGAUUUUGAUGGAUCAGAGACAGUUCAUCCACCUCAUUUUCUUCAAGGGGUUUGGGAUGUGGAGCUUUUUUUUCUGAUUCUGUUUGUUGUAAUUCACAUCUUUAAUGUCAUGUUGUUUGAUCAAACCCACUUUCUAUGUGUCAGGUUUUCUUCUGAAAGCUACUACUGCUUGUUUUGCACUGAGUAUCUCUCGAUAUCUCCAAGCAGCUGCGGGGCUCUCGGCCGUCUCCUGCUGCGCACCAGAAUACUGCGCUGUUUCUCGCUGUAAAUAGCUGAGCAGUAGAUUUGUGGAAAUAGUCCUUUUAGAUUUUGUAGUUUACCUAAAAGCAUUUUGCUGAAAAAAGGGAAAAUUAGGUAACCUGAUGAGAUAUCAACCAAAGCAUUCACUCACCCCAUAUUGUCACAACGCAAACGUUUUUUCUUACUCAGAGACACUGAUGUAUAUUGUUCAAGUGAGCAGAAAGAAAUCAUAUUUUCCCGACACAACUUUUCAUCGCAUCGUUUUCUAUUUUAUACUAGCACAUGUAUUUUUUUGCAGUAUCUAGUUCAGUGGAAAGUCGAUCAAAUCUCCACUAAAAAUCAUAUACCUGAAUAUUUUUCCUCUUUUUUUUGGUUAAUUCUCCCCACAAUCCCGUAUCAUAUUAGUGUUUCACCUCCUUGUUGAAUAAAAUAUUUCAGUGCUUUAGAAACAACAUUAACAAAUGUUCCUUACAGGGCUUUUGGGUGUCAGCGGUGAGUCUAAAUCUUAUUUGUCAUUUGGCAGCAUGAAAUCAAAAAAAUACUUUUUUGCUAAAUAACAAUAUUAGUACGCAAAAGACAAGCCCAUCUGCAUGUGAGCACUUUAUUGUCGCUGUUUUGUUUGUUUCCUUCACAUAAAAUAGUCCUUCUUGAGACAAAGUAGGAAGCACAUUGCAUUUCUUCUCUGUUUCUUUAGUUAUUUUUAUUUAUUUUUUAUCUCAAGCUGAACACCUGGUUAGCCUUUUCACCAGCAUAUUGCAGUGAGAGAAACACUCCACUUCCUUUUGCUAGUGUGAACCUUGGAGAACUUCAGGCCUUUUUUGGAUCUAUGGGAGUGUACCACUGUAAAAGGUGUAGACACGCAGUAUAGUUAUAGGUUUUAAAUGAGGCGGGAUGACACUGCAGAGCAAAAUCAAUGUCUUUGUUUUUGGUGUUUGUCCGCAAGAAACAUUCAUCUUAUCUGCUGAGAAAGUUAAACAGUUCUUUGAAAUGUUGGCAGAGUGCAGUUUUAUUGGCACUACAGUAAAGCUGUCGCAGUUAUGUAAGCAGACAGAAGAUUGGUGGAUCUACUGAGGUGCAUUAUGAUAAAGAGGAAGCAGCGGAGCAGGAGGAAGACACUCGUGAAGAUUUUUUUACUCUCUUGUGGUCAUGGUGUUUAAAACCGGGUGCAUUUUGGUCACAGUUGAAAUGAAAAAUGUAUAUUUAUGUACAUAUGCCAAGUGUUUUCUUUUUGUUGCUGAGGCCAGUCCCAGUGUGCAGUUUGUUACGGCUUCUCUUGGCAAUGUUGUAAUGUAAAAAAUAAUAAUAAAAAAUACAAAAAUGUGUAACGAUAAGUCCUGAAGAUGCUCGAUCAAAAACCAACUGUCAUUGUGUUGUGUUCAACAUGGACUCUGUUUGAAUGUUUCUUUUAUUUCUGGGGAACGUCUACUAAAAAGGUCAAUAAUACCGUUUGUCACUGUUGUACUGUUUCUGUUGAAAUAUGAAUAUUGUGUCUUGUAUUGUAGGAAUCCAGAAAACAAAGUAGCAAAACAAGCAAUAAUUUACAGUUCUAUAAUACGGUAUGUGUAUUUUCAUGUUCUGUACUUAUUUCUCAGAGAUGGUCUCUGUCUCUGUAUCUCAGUAUCCGCUUCUAUUUGUGUAGUAUAAUAGCCAUUUGUUUCACAUAGAGAAAUACAUAAAGACUUAUUCUUAAAAGCCA
Cottoperca gobio is the source of this 3945-nucleotide messenger RNA. RefSeq names its product regulator of calcineurin 3 (gene rcan3). The record is from RefSeq and is a predicted model, not a curated record. Gene Ontology annotation, cellular component: cytoplasm; nucleus. Lineage: Eukaryota; Metazoa; Chordata; Actinopteri; Perciformes; Bovichtidae. The transcript has 5 exons. Gene Ontology annotation, molecular function: calcium-dependent protein serine/threonine phosphatase regulator activity; nucleic acid binding. Gene Ontology annotation, biological process: calcium-mediated signaling. The coding region runs from base 215 to 925 and encodes 236 amino acids.